Molecule: messenger RNA, 4326 nt
Organism: Protopterus annectens (West African lungfish)
Lineage: Eukaryota; Metazoa; Chordata; Ceratodontiformes; Protopteridae
Product: class II histocompatibility antigen, M beta 1 chain-like
Exons: 6
Coding region: 160-951 (263 amino acids)
Biological process (GO): immune response; antigen processing and presentation of exogenous peptide antigen via MHC class II; peptide antigen assembly with MHC class II protein complex
Cellular component (GO): membrane; MHC class II protein complex
Molecular function (GO): MHC class II protein complex binding
Source: RefSeq, a predicted model, not a curated record
UGCAAAUACACUUGGUAAUGCUGUUCAAUGGUGGGAAGUAUAAGCUGUGGUUACAACAGCACAUGACAAGUCACCGCGCAAGAAGAAAAGAGACUGUUAACUAAAUAGUAAUCCGAUCCAGCAGAAGUGCCCAUUUUAUUGUCAGAUCGUCUAUUGCUGAUGAGAAUGAUUCUGCCAGUAUGGAAUCAACAGUCGACUGCCAAAGCAUUCUUUCUGCUGUGCUGUUUUGGGACAGAUGGCUUUGUGUUGCAGCUAACCAAGGAAUGCUUUUUCAGUGAUACACAGGAAACAAAAGAUAUGGAGUUCACCUAUGUAUUCACCUUCAAUAAGCAGAUUAUUACAGUCUACAACCAAACAUUAGGGAUUUUCUUGGAGGCAGAAGCCUGGAUGGGGGCUGAUCCUGUUGAUUAUCUUGUGGAUUAUCUGAAUAAAGAAAAAAAACUGCUGAAGCAGCUGAAGACAGCUGUGGAUACCGUCUGCCGAAGUAACAUGAUGAAACACUUGGACAGGACUGCAGGCAGAACAGCAAAGCCAUCUGUCACAAUAGAGUCUCUUGUGCCACAAGUUUCCACCUACUCCACAAGGCUUGUCUGUCACGUACAUGGCUUCUACCCAGAACAAAUCAUUGUUAAGUGGUACAAAAAUGGUGAAGAGUACCCACAAUCCACCACCACUGCUGUAUGGCCGAAUGGUGAUUGGACUUACCAGGUGAAAAGCUAUAUGGAGUUCACACCACACAUGAGGGAUGAGUACAUGUGUGUAGUCAAACAUAAUAGCUUAGAUGGUUCCCUGAUUGUGAAAUGGGACCCUGGAAUGGACAUCUUCAGCAGGUACUAUAGUAUCAUCGCCACAGUCAUUUUUGUCAUAGGUGUGCUGUCUUGUUUUGCUGGACUAAUAUUCUGGAGGUCAGGAUUUUCAAGUUAUGGAUAUCAACAACUCCCAAAAAACUAAGACAAGUAAAGAUUCCUUCUUGCUGCCAAGGAUUGCUGGCUGGGAAGAAGUUAUAAUUAAUGGAGGCUUGAAACCAUCAAACUCUACUGUCACUGUUCUGGGCCACAGUCUCAGUUUCCUCCAGAAACUGCCUUAAUGUGGCUCUCAUUUCUUGUUUAUGUUAUACAAUUUUGUGUAAACAAAGAUGUUCAGCAGUGAGAACUGCCACUGUAUCACUUUUCAGUGGUGAUAAACUAAAACAUUAUUAACAGACUGCCAGUGUACAUGGUAAGAGGUUUACUAACAAGUAGAAGUUGGGACAAGAUUCGGAAAUAACUAGACAUACAAAAACACAUACAGCCAUUACCACAUUCCUUUGUAUGCCAUGACCAUACUACUGCAGAAAAAAAUGUGCCUACAAGGUUUUUGAAAAUGUUCUUCUAUUUAAAAAAAUGAACAAAAGUAAGGUAUACCUAGAAAAUCCCUUACUUGCUGCCAAUACUGCACUUUCCUGUAUUUGAGAAAAUGUGGAACAUGUGCAGCUGUUAAACUGCCUACCUGGCUAGUAGUUCAUUUUAACUGCCCGUUUCGGGGGACUGUAAGUAUUAUUGAAAGAUCACAUUGCUAGCUUUGCUUGAAAGAGAAUGUUCUUUGAGUUUUGGUUAACUGAAGUAUUACAUAAAGUUGAAAGCAUAUAUGCAAGUUUUGUGUCAAUGCUAUAGGUCUCAGAAAAUUAUAAUAACUAUAAAUAUACUCACAGAAAAAAAACCUAAACAGAGAGUGCCAAAAAUGAACACAUCACAUGGGUGGCCGCAGUGGUGCAGUGGUUAGCGUUGCUACCUCACAGCAAGAGGUUCUCUGGUUCAAUCCUUAUAUGGGGUGCUUUCUAUGCAGAAUCUGCAUGUCCAUCCUGUGGUUGCAUGGGUUUUCUCUGGGUGUUCCGGUUUCCUCCCAAAGACAUGCUGUAGGUGGAUUGGACACUCUAAAUUGGCCCUAGGUAUGAGUGUGUGUGUGUCUUCUGUGGAAGGUUGGGUGCCGACACUGUAAAACUCCACUGCCAAUCAUGAGCAGACAGGUGAUCCGCUGUGGUGACCCCUAACUGGGAAAGGCCAGAAGAAGAAGCAGACACACCACUGUUACCAUUACUUUCCACCUACUUAUUAAUAAAGCAAAUAUGGGCUAAGUUAUAAUUAUGUGCUGGGCCUUUACAUAGAGCAGAUACAGCCUAAUUUCUACUAUAAAAAAGUUUAUGUGCAUUCUAGUUGUUGGUCUUAGCAAGUCCUCAUAUGCCAAAUUACAAGAAGGAAGUAUAGGUAUUUGGUGGAAAGAGGAUUCUUCAAUUUAGACUUGAGAAAUUUCUACUUCACAAAGACAGCUGUUGGCAAAUAGAAUUUAUGAAAUGAGAAAGUGAUAACAUUUUAGUAAUCAGAGCAAGUAGGUGUAUGUACAUGAUGAGUUAACCACAACAUUUAGAAUGCUGUGGAAGACCAUGGGCCUUCCUCUUCUGAUAUCUUCAUACUUUAUUAUGUCUAAUUUAUAUUCAGGUUUUAUGUUUAAAAAUGAUAAAUUUCAGCUGGAACAUAUUACCUAUCAAGAGACAAAUGUUAGUCUGUUUGCAUCUGUUUGCAUAGAAUGACCUACACACAGUAAAUUUAGCAUUAAAAAAAUUGGAACCAAAUGAAAAUUUUUCACAGCUAUAUGAGUAGCUUGGAAACUUGCCAGUAAUUGUAACAAAAGUCAAAGUUGAAAUAAAAUAAGACCUGUCUGGUCUUGUCAGUUUGGUUACUGCAAGCAUUGCUUUUAAACAGACGAUCCAUGGUUGACAUCAACUAAGAGCCUGCUUUGUUAUGUGGCAGUGUUGUAGUAGUCAGGUCACAGAAAAGUCAUAAUUAGUCUAUGAAAUAGGGGAGACAUUUUGAUGGAUAACUGUACAUAGGGCAGAUAUCUGGGAUUCUUAGAAUUGUGCAGAUAGUCUGUCAACUGGGAGAAGUGCACUGAAUGACUAAAUUGUUUACUUGCUGAUACUAACUAUUGUGUUUCAGGUCUGCACCUGUGGCUGCUGACAGUAAUGAGUCUGCUUUAAGUUUUGAUAUUUUCUGCUGAUGAUACCAUAAGUAAUAUCACAACUGGAUUACACAUACUAUAGGAAAAGGUUUACAGUUUGACUGUAUUAACAAUGGUAUUGUAUCCCUGCUGUUGCUGCUGUGCUGCAGGGGGUUACAUUAUAACCGUAUUGAUGCUGUCAGCUGCUGUGUAUCUGAUCAUAUCAUCACUGACACAUUAUGUUAUUUCAUUUUUGACACAGUCACUAUUGUGCUACAGCUGGUGUUGCUAUACCAUCAGUGUUACAGUUAGUCUUUUGAUGUAGCUAGAUUGUUAUAACAUUAGUGAUGCUGUCACUGAUUUACUGUAGCUGGUUAUACCAUCAGUAGUACUGCCACUGUAAUUACUUACCUGGUAUUUUUGCUGCUAUGCUGCAGUGCUUAUAGUGCCAGAGAUGUCACUACUGUCUCAGAUGUGUAUGACUGCUGUACAUAUGUUAAUGCUGCAUGUGUUCUACUGUUGCACAUAUGGACUGCUGCUCCACAUGUGUACUACUGCUGCAUGUGUGUACCAGUGCUACACAUCAGUACUAUUGCUGCAAGUGUGUACCACUAUGGCACCUUUACUACUGUUGCACAUGUGCUGCUGAUGCAAAGGUGUACUGCUGCUUCAGAUGUGUACUGCUGCUGCAUGUAUGUACCACAGUGGCACCUUUACUACUGUUGCACAUGUGCUGCUGAUGUAAAGGUGUACUGCUGCUUCAGAUGUGUACUGUUGCUGCAUGUAUGUACCACAGUGGCACCUUUACUACUGUUGCACAUGUGCUGCUGAUGCAAAGGUGUACUGCUACUUCAGAUGUGUGCUGCUGCUGCAUGUAUGUACCACAGUGGCACCUUUACUACUGUUGCACAUGUGCUGCUGAUGUAAAGGUGUACUGCUGCUUCAGAUGUGUACUGCUGCUGCACGUAUGUACUACUGUGACACCUUUACUACUGUUGCACAUGUGCUACUGCUGUAAAGGUGUACUGCUGCACUUCUGAUACAUUUACUACCUGUGCUAUUUAUACUACUCAUAAUACUCAGGUUUAUUAGGCAUGUUAUGUAACAGCAAAGUGGUGUGGAGUAAAUAAUAAGCUUUUUUGUAAAGUAUUUAUGCAGAGAUGUACAUCUAACUAAAACAUGUAGACAAGUUUCAAAUGCUGUCAUGUUAUUACUGCUAUGUUUUUAGUAACGCAUGUUGCGCUUAUUUAAUUUGAAUAUUGUCUUUCUUUUUUUACUGGCCUUGAAAUAAUUGAUUACAAUAUGUUAUUGCAUUUUUGGAAACUAUAAUUAAAUACUUGAAUGUACUUGAAA